UGUUGGCGGCGAUAAAGCUCCCCAAUAUCAAAAUAUAUCGCUUACGGUACACUUCACCUGUGUGACUGAUACAUAAAUUUGCUACUAUUUUAAAAAAUCUAAGGAAGGCAUAUUUUUCUGUAUACCUACCUACUUCAACAUGGAUCCCGCAGUAUUAGCAAAAUUAGAAGAUGGUUGGUGUUCGUUAAACUCCUCUGACAGCAAAUCUUUGCUAAAGAAAUAUUUGACAAAACAGGUACUAGAUGAAUUAAAGAACAAAAAGACCAACUUUGGAUCGACACUUUUGGAUUGUKUGCAAUCUGGAUUUGAAAACCAUGAUUCGGGAGUUGGUAUCUAUGCUCCCGACGCUGACGCAUACACAGUGUUUGCGCCAAUAUUCGAUCCAAUCAUCGAGGACUAUCAUAAAGGAUUUAAGUCUACGGACAAACAUCCCGCAAAAAAUUGGGGGGACGUGAACACUCUUGGUGACCUGGAUCCAGAAUGCAAGUAUAUAAUUUCUACGAGGGUACGUUGUGGCCGUUCACUAGAAGGAUAUCCGUUCAAUCCAUUGUUGACCGAAGAGCAGUACAAGGAGAUAGAGAAUAAGGUUUCUUGCACGCUCACAGGACUUAGCGGUGAAUUGAAAGGAGAGUUUUAUCCCUUAACUGGCAUGUCUAAAGAUGUACAGCAGAAAUUAAUCGAUGACCAUUUUCUAUUUAAGGAAGGUGACAGAUUUUUACAGGCUGCUAACGCUUCGCGAUUCUGGCCGACCGGCCGUGGUAUAUUCCAUAACGAAAACAAAACGUUCCUGGUUUGGUGCAAUGAAGAAGAUCAUUUAAGGCUCAUAUCCAUGCAACAAGGAGGAAACUUGGGAGAGGUGUAUGCAAGACUCGUAACAGCGGUAAACGAUGUGGAAAAAAGACUUCCUUUUUCGCAUCAUAACCGGUUGGGAUUUUUAACAUUCUGUCCAACAAACUUGGGGACAACUAUCCGUGCAUCAGUUCAUAUUCAACUGCCUAAAUUAGCUGCGGACAAAGCCAAAUUGGAAGAAAUUGCUGGAAAAUAUAAUUUACAAUUGGACCAAGGUGGCCAGAGCUUCUAUCAAAGACUUCGAUGA
Molecule: messenger RNA, 1096 nt
Organism: Diuraphis noxia (Russian wheat aphid)
Lineage: Eukaryota; Metazoa; Arthropoda; Insecta; Hemiptera; Aphididae
Gene: Argk1
Product: Arginine kinase 1
Biological process (GO): phosphocreatine biosynthetic process
Molecular function (GO): creatine kinase activity
Source: RefSeq, a predicted model, not a curated record